GUUGUCAAGAGACUCACUUAGCACCAACAACAUAUCAAUUGCGUCGACCCUGGUUCAUUCCUAGACAAGAUACGGCGUACAGCGUUCACUAUGACUUCUUCUUUCGAACCCUCAUUGUCCACUAGCGGCAUGCGUCCACCUCUCACAUCACCAGAUGCACCUUCUAUGGCGGAAUCCCUACCUAGUAUAAACUUUGGCUUUGAGGAUCUGCGUAAUCGCAUGGCCCAGUUCACUGCACGGUUUGAUGCUUUUAUCGAGAGGGGCAGGAAACAAAUACUGGAGGAGAGAAAUCAAUUCAAGAUCGGUUUGGCUGAGCUCCAAGAGGACCAACGAAUGAGACAGAGAGACAUCGAAAUUCUAAAUCUUAAGUCACAAACUCAUGAACAAACUCUACAGAAAGAAGCUGCCGAAGCUGCCGAGAUGCAUGCUACGAUCUCAUCUGUAACUAUGGAACGCGAUUCUCGUCUUUCUAAACGAGAUCGUCUUAAGCAACAAAUAAACGAGACACAGAAGGCUAUAAAUCAGAAAUUAGAAGCUCAGAAAGCUCACGCCCGGCAUCUUGACGCACAAGCUCGCCUGAACAUACCAGAACUCGAAUUUUGGCAGGACUAUCUAUGUCUUCGAAUUGAGGGAGCUGGGCGGGAAGAUCGCUUGAAAUUCGUGUUUAGCCACCUCCUUGAGAAGGACUGGGAAGCCGAGGCCUGGUUUGAGCUUGGCACCUCCAGUCGCGACUACGAAGUGUUUCAUACCCGGCCCAAGGUGGACAGGGAUGCUCUUGAUAGAGAGCUGGAUAUCUUGAACGAGGAUCGGGACUUUGGCGCUUUUUUAAAAAGGAUGCGUCGACUAUUUGUCGAAAUCUUCAAAUAAAAAUAGGCAACUGGUUGCGUUGACAAGGGCUGUCCAUGCUAACUACGGAAUCGGAUUGAAUACGAAGCUCUUCAGCUUGAUGAUAUUGGUUUAUAGCUUAAAGUACACCG
Molecule: messenger RNA, 977 nt
Organism: Aspergillus alliaceus
Lineage: Eukaryota; Fungi; Ascomycota; Eurotiomycetes; Eurotiales; Aspergillaceae
Product: kinetochore Spc25 family protein
Exons: 2
Coding region: 91-867 (258 amino acids)
Biological process (GO): chromosome segregation
Cellular component (GO): Ndc80 complex
Source: RefSeq, a predicted model, not a curated record